Cydia pomonella (codling moth) is the source of this 1507-nucleotide messenger RNA. RefSeq names its product odorant receptor 4-like. Gene Ontology annotation, molecular function: odorant binding; olfactory receptor activity. The record is from RefSeq and is a predicted model, not a curated record. Gene Ontology annotation, biological process: sensory perception of smell; detection of chemical stimulus involved in sensory perception of smell. The transcript has 4 exons. Bases 816 to 1121 code for a protein of 101 amino acids. Gene Ontology annotation, cellular component: plasma membrane. Lineage: Eukaryota; Metazoa; Arthropoda; Insecta; Lepidoptera; Tortricidae.
UGAAAAUUAUUUUGUACGGGACAGUUACGUUUAAUUUCAAUCAUAGUGGUAUUUACUAGAAUAAAUAAUAGUUAUUGUAAUAACAAGUUAUGAAUUGCCCCGUUGCAAGUUGUGUUUGGACCCGGGUAUGUCCUUAAACUACGUCCACAAGAGAGGUAUGGGCAUUGUGAAUGUCAUCUCGCUUUGUGUGGUAGGGCACAGACCAGCGGAUGUCAUUCCAGAUCUAGAGCAGAGCCCACUGGGGAAGGACCUCGACCUGACAGAAAACCGCAGCCAAAUAACACUAGACCCUACUGAUAAUGUUGUGUUCCUGCCGGUUAGUAAGGUUGCCAGAGCUCAACGAGGGUGCGGAGUGUUAGGGUCAGCAACGCGUAUGUAACUCCUCUGGAGUUGCAGGCGUACAUAGGCUAUGGAGAUGUUUACCCUCGGGCGGGUAUAUAAAAAAGAAUUUGAAUAAUAAAUCCAGGUCAAAUCCAAAACCUAUUACAAUCACAAUACGCCUUCAGUUUGACGAUCGUCGAAACAGGUCGAAGCAUGUCGAUAAUCGACUAAAAUAAGGUACUUACAUGGGGAGGGGUCCCCACGGGUUCUUAAUUAUAUUAAUCACAAUAUAAUAGAUCACUCAUUAUUGUUUCAUAGAGAAAACAAAUAGUUUACAAGUCGAGUUCAUAAAUAUGUAUACAUUUUAUCCUUAUUGCAGUGGAUUAAGGUAACGAAAUGUAUAGGUACAUAUUCAUAAAGAUUUUAUGCCAUUAUAUUAAUAAUCAAGUAGUAAAGCUAAUGUUUGUUUCUAGGCUCUAGGCGACAUAGGGUUCAUGUUAUCCUUCUUCUCCUUUUUGCUGAUGAGUCUGAUGCAGAUUUACCUACUCUGUUUCUACGGAGACAUGAUUAUGACAUCGAGCAUGGAAGUAAGCAACGCCAUGUACAAUUCCAAAUGGUAUACAGUGAACGCAAAAGUAGCAAAGCAUCUGUACGUGGUUCAAAUGAGGGCACAGAAACCCUCCAAGUUGACGGCAUACAGUUACGCCGACGUUAACCUGAAGGCUUUCACAAAGAUAUUAAGCACGGCUUGGUCAUACUUCGCUCUUCUGAAAACUAUGGAGAGCCCUACGCGAGCUUAGUUCGUCACUUCAGUUGUAGUUCUAGAGCACAGAUUUUAAUUUGACUCGUUUAGAUCCACUCGACCCACGUUUAUGACCUCUCCAAACGUCACAUAAUCGAACGUAAUUUGCAAUACAUUGUGGUAUUUGGUUGAUCCAUUGAAUUCAUUACUCUUAAUUUGCUAGCGAUUAUAUGAGAUUGCUUUAGAUAGCGCGCGAAUUAUGUUUGAAGCUUUAGCAGAGUGUGAAACUGAUUCACCCGUUUUCUGCACCUUGAUUUCGUGCCUGCUACCCCGAUUGUUUUUGAUUUUUAGUCCCGUGGCAAAGAGAGCAGAAACUUGUUAACAUCGUUUACACAACGAUUUACGUGCAGGAUCAGUCAGUGGGUCAAAAUUGUUAACGAUUUG